Molecule: messenger RNA, 1599 nt
Organism: Eurytemora carolleeae
Lineage: Eukaryota; Metazoa; Arthropoda; Copepoda; Calanoida; Temoridae
Product: golgin subfamily A member 6-like protein 22
Exons: 14
Coding region: 76-1599 (507 amino acids)
Source: RefSeq, a predicted model, not a curated record
UUAUCAAAGUAAAGCUAAUUAAGCUAAUUAUUUUAUAUUAUUUAUAUUUAGAUAUUAACGCCUGACUAUGAGACGAUGUACAGAAAUCUGGACAAAGAACACUCAAAGCUGGCAGGACAAGCUAAAGAAAUGGCGUGGAAAAUGAAGAAAAUGGAAACAGAAUUGAAAGAUGCUAGAGAUACUUCAGAUCUAUUGGAGUUCAGACUCUUGGAACUAGAGCAAAGGGAGAGCAGAGAACGAACCCCGGAGCUAGGACGGAAAGAGGAAAAGGAUUCUAUCUCUAUCCACAGUGGUAAUGUAGACUCUGGUUGCUCUUCACAAACUACUCUAGAGGAUAUCAUAGAGACCCAUAGAGAUUUCAGGAAUGAGAAAAUCCAAGAUACAAAACUGAAGCUUCAUGAGCUGAUGAAACAUAUUCCAGAACCAGGAGGAAAAUCUCUGUUGUUACAAACAGUAGCUCUGUUUGAGACACUGCUAGCUCGGAUUAAACUGAUGAAAGAGGAGAACCAGGAACUACAGGGGGAGAAGAUGAACCUGGAGAAGAUAAAGAAGGAUCAGGAUGACCUUCUCAGCUCCAUGAGCAAGGAACAGCAGAGAGAAGAAUCACGAGCUAUUCAAGCUGAACUUGAACUUAGGAAUACUUGUGAGGAGGUAGAGGAACUAAAGGUUCGAUUAAUUACAACUCAACAGCAGCUUGAACAAUCUAGGAUGGAGAGAGAUAAACUCCACACUGUGAAAAAGCAGAUUGAAGAGAGACAGGAUAAGAUUUGCUCCGACCUGAGACGAGAAAAUGAUCAAAGUUUACAAAAACUAGAGAUUGAAAGACAAGGAUUUAAAGCAGAACAGCAGAUGUAUCAGGAUGUGCUGGAACGGUAUUCUCAUCAAGAAAGAAUUAUAAAGGAACAGCAUUCAAGAUUAGACGAACAGGAGAACAGGAUGAAAGAACAGGAAGUUAAGAAAAUAGAAGAAGGAGGGUACAGAAAAGGAAACAGGAGGGAAAGCGUAGAAUCAGGAGACUUUAAUUCAAAGGUUUCCAGUAAGGAGACCAGCUCAGGGGUGUCCUCAGAUAUAUCAGACAGCGAGAGCAGUGAUUUAGAUCUUCAUCAUCUUCAUCAUCAUUCUCAGCGUCUUUAUCAACAGAAGGUUGAUUAUAAAGAAGCGGAAGAGCAAAUGGAGGAAAGUGGAAUUUUUGAGCAGACAUCUGAUUCAUCCCUCCUAUUGGAGUCAAACACGGAGAAAUCCUUGCUCCGGAAGCAGGAGGAGAAGAAGGAGAAGAAGGAGAAGGAGGAGAAGGAGGAAAGGGAGGAGGAGAAGGAGGAGGAGGAGGAGAAGGUUCAAGAUGGCAUGAAAGGAAGGAAUAUUGUUGAACUUGAACUUGAAAUAAAUAACUUCUCACGGCUUGAGCCCCAGAUUGAUGAAGAUAGAGAGGAAGAGUACAAUGAGCAGUUAUCAGAUAGAAGCAGCCAGCAAAAGAGCAGCUUGGAUAAAUUUGGAAGCUGCGAAGAGCUCAAAAGAAUAAAUUCAACCAGAUAUAUAUCCAUGGUUAAGAUCUUGUAUAUCAGAUCAGAAAACUAUCAAAAAUGGGCAAUUAGAGCUUAG